This is a messenger RNA of Centropristis striata (black sea bass), 773 nucleotides long. Its product is annotated as protein pitchfork-like. Gene Ontology annotation, cellular component: ciliary basal body. NCBI's taxonomy places the organism in Eukaryota, Metazoa, Chordata, Actinopteri, Perciformes, Serranidae. Gene Ontology annotation, molecular function: cytoskeletal protein binding. Bases 138 to 701 code for a protein of 187 amino acids. The record is from RefSeq and is a predicted model, not a curated record. Gene Ontology annotation, biological process: regulation of cell projection organization. The transcript has 5 exons.
AUUUACGUACCCACUCUGUUGCCAUAGUUACAGCAAGUCAAAACAGUCGGUGACGGAGCUCACUGUAGCAGCUAAACGCUUCUUUUUUCCAUGAAUUUUCGCUUAUUUCUUCUUCACAAGUUGUUCCCAAAAUAAAAAUGUCGGAUCCUCAUCAGAGAUUACACUUCGGCAGCUGUCAGGAGAGGAGACUCUUCCCCCUCUAUUAUGCACCAGACUGGCUGGGAAACCAACUGCGCCGACAGGAAGCGCCACAUCUCGGCCCUGGCUGCUAUGACAGCCAUGAGUUUGGCACCAUCAUUUAUGAUCUAGAGAAGACACCGGGGAGUAAGAAAGGUUAUGGGCUCUCUGCGAGGACUGCAACACGCUUUCCGCCCUGUAGCAAGACAGCGACCCCUUCCCCACAGCAGUACCAGCAGGAUCAAAGCUGGUCCAGAGUCCCCGCUCCUGGAAAAACACCUUUCAGCUCAACUACACACAGGUUCCAAAGCAUGUCCUGUGCAGCUGAGGACAGCCCCGGGCCUGGGACCUAUGCUCAUGAUGCAGAGACAAACAGGAAAGUGAGCUGGCCAAUGUGCUUUGGGAAGCCAGACUGGUCCAGACUACCGCAGCUGGAGAAGAAGUCACUCAGGGUGAAGCUCAACAGUGAAAAAGAGUUCCUGAAGCACAGAAACAGAGUGGCCUACUUGAGUUUGUAUUAUUAACUCUAAAGCUGAUGGAUGAACUCCUGUCCUCAUACCGAUGUCACAAAGGAAUCAUCUUACAUAAUUUACCAA